AGUCAAGGUCACAUUACUGAAGUCUGUUUUGGACAACGAAGCGAUGUGUGUUAAAACUUCAUCAAAAUCGGCAUUAUAACAUAUUGGACAGCUCCAAGAAUCUGGAUCGGGUAACAGAGCGACACUGGUAGGGAUGGAUGACUACCCAGGUGAUGGCCAGGACCCUGGGGUCAAUGAUGUGUCGUCCGCCGACCUACAGAGCACCAUCCCCGACAUCGGGAUGACGCAUCCCUCCCAGCUGGUCGCUUGGUCUCAAGCCCACGCUGCAGAAGAUGGUCAGUAUGGAGGGUUUGUGCCAAACGCAGGAUCGCAAGCUGUGUACGAAGCUCAGGUCACGGAUAUCGUCCAGCAGGCCUACCUACAGUCUGCUCUUGCCCAGACGGAUCCUGGAACCGAUAAAUUUACAACCUAUUCUGUUGAUUCCAGUUUGGAUAAGAGCUGUGAAGACCCUAGUGGCUUUUCCCGAUCUGUUGACACUGAUAGAAGGAAUUAUGAGCUGCUCAGAAGUAAAGGUUUGGAGAUUGUACAUACUGUGGUUCUAGAUGAGCAGACGGCGAAGUCUCUGCCACAACAGACUCUUCAUCAACAUCAAGCAGAGACAACCUACAGACAUCUUCCGAAAAAUAUUAGUGACAGUUUACCACUUUUUGAAAGCAACACCCACUCAAUGAACCAAGACAUUAAAGAUGUUGCUCUGCUCCCCAAAGCUGGAAUGACAGAGUAUGGGAGAGUUAUGCUGAAACACCAGCAGAACCAGUACAGCUCCCACAGCAUGGGCAACACAGUCAUGAUGUCCUCGCCCACUUGUGUGGACACACAGAUGAAGAUGGUCGUCAAUGUUCCCGCCAAGAAGGUGGCUGAGAAGGCGAAGACGACCCAGCGGCCGGUGAGAAUCAAUCCGGCGGAGGAGGUGGAGCUGUAUGACCAGGAAUGGGGGGACCAGACCCGGCUGCUGCUGUUCAACUUGAUGACUGAGCACAAGCUGUGUGAUGCUUCCAUCUCCACGGGCAAGUUUACUAUCAAGCUCCACAAGCUGGUGCUAGCCAUGUCCAGUGAGCGGUUCGCGAGCCUCCUGUCGGAAGGCAUCGACUCCAGGUUUGCUAGCAUCAUCGUCCCGGUGCACAUCUCUGAAACUACCCUGAAAGUGUUUGUGACGUUCCUCUACCUUGGCAAGGUCAAAGUUAACCUUGGAAUAGUGAAAGAGAUAAAAGUGUUAUCCAAAAUAUUUGAAAUCCAUAAUCUGGAACAUCUGUGCUAUGGGAUCAUGAUUAAGCACAACAUGUCCACCAACGUUGGAAGCUGGCCUAAGUUGAAGGUGUCAUUUGAGAACUCAAGCAAGAAUUCCAAGAAGGAUCAAAAUGUGGGGACAGAAGAGAGUUACUUCAAGGCAAUGUCUGAGAUUGCUAAAUCCCCUUUGCAAAGAGCGAAAAGGGGUCGACCCAAACGUGGACAUAAGAAAAGGGUUACAGGGACAAUCUCAAAAGCUGCAGGGCACAGAUACGGCACCAGGGGAGCGACUGCCCCCAAGGUUGUAGAGGAUGUGUGGGAAGAGGAGGAAGAGGAUGAGGUAGAGGAGGAGGUGGUUGGGCCUGUGGUGAAGGCAGGACCAAAAGGCAGAUUUCAGGCAAGAAACGCUGCCAAGGAGUCCAGUAGAAGAGGCAAGCCUGGGCAGACUGUUGAGAAAUCCAUAAGUUUUAAUGAUGUGAAACAUGGUUAUACCCUUACAAAGUGGAAACAGCCCUUGGGUGCUUCGGACAUAUUGCUGGAGAUGGCCGAUGCUGGUGAUAGCAUGGUGCUGGACAUGGACUCCAUGGACAGAGGGGCGGUGGAGGAGAGUCCAGUUCCCACUCUUCAGGGCAGGAAACAGAAGCUGCUUCAGUCCGUGGAGCUAGGCUAUAAGGAGGUUAGCACCACUCUGCCUGUUACCAUGGAGACAAGCAUGCGUGAUACGACAAUUAUUGUCACACCGAGUAUGCCUGAAAUAAUCACUAGCAGCAUCAAUGAAGCAGCUGAGGGGAACUAUGUUUGUGCCAAUAUGGUGAUGACUCAGCCUAUCCUGGAUGAGGUACCUGGAAAUCCAGACACUGCAUCUGAUGCUUUGACAGGGAUGAAGAAAGGCAAGAAGGGAAGGGCAAGGAAAUUGCCUCUUCCGACCCAUGUGGCUGUGAGACCUCCUCCAAAGAAGAGAGCAAAGAUGGAGCUGAACCGCCUGACGAGGGAGAAUGAUGAGGAUGAUGAGUACGACCUGCCAAUGAUCUUCCUCAGCCCGAGUCCGAGCCCAGCCAAAGAGCUGGAGAAGCCAGCAGCUCCCAGGAUCACCAAGCCCCGACCUAAGAAGAGGAAGAGAUGGCCCAAAGCCGACAUCACGAGCCAGCUAGCUAGUGAACUGGAGAGAAUGGCGGAACACAUUGAGGAGGGUGAACGGCAGUAUAAGUGUGAGCUGUGCGGCAAUGAGUUCGUGUUCCCGAAGCGGAGCGUGACUCAUCUGCUGAACACUCACGAAGUUACGGCCGAUGAGGUGAUUAGCAAUGUUGUGAUACGCAGGAGGGAAUUUAGUCCCAAAGUUUGUGAUAUCUGUGGCUACAAGACUAAGGAUCCUAACUUCUACUACAUCCACUACCACAAGUAUUUCCGGCAUGGCAUUCCGCUGCCACAAGGGUGGAAACCGUUUACCUGUGACAUCUGUGGCAAGGAGUGCUUCACCAAGUUUCAGUUGAAGGACCACAAGCUGAUCCACCAGGAAGAGACCCCGUUUGUGUGUGAGGUGUGUGGGCAGGGAUUCAAGAGCAGGACCUGCCUCAACAGUCAUGUCUUCCACAGACACAGUGAUGAGAGAAAACAUUCAUGCUCCGAGUGUAACAAAACUUUCAAAACGAAAACCCAGCGACUUGUUCAUAUGAGGACACACACGGGGGAGAAGCCGUUCAGCUGUCCCGAUUGUCCGUACAAGAGUACGACGAGAGGCAACAUGAGGCUGCAUCUUUGUAACAAGCAUAAAUAUGACCCUGAACGUAUCAAGGCCCUCAUGUCCCAGCUGAAGACGCUGGAACCUGGGUUUGAUGCCCAUAAGGUGUAUAUUGAAACUGGAAGCCUGGAUCAGUCAGGUAUGGCACAUGCAGCCUCCGACACUUCUGGGAUGGCAGACACUUCGCUGAAUGUGCAAGACACUUCCUUGCCCACGGCUGAAGUUCCACUGACCCUGACAGCCACCGCAGCUCUAGACAGAGCGGUCAAUGUCAUCGCAGCAGAACACGCAAUGCAUGCCAUUCUGCUUCCCCUGUCUACAACAGACUCGGCCACGUCUCAGAGCAUCACAACCUAUGCAGUGGAGUCCACGAUACCCAUCACUACCAUUGCCACCGAGACCCAAGUCCCUGAUCAGCCACCCUCCUCCAGUCCGACACUUAGCCCUCAGAGACAGCACACCAUGGCCGCCAACGCCAGCCACUUCUACAUGCAGCAUUCUCCCAUCAGCCCUCCCCCACCCUCCGACUCCCCCCACACCCCCUACCCGGUUGUCACCAGCUUGCAGCAGGCCGUGUCGCCUCUCAACCUCCAAGCUGCUCAAGUAGUCACAACCUUGACCCCAGCAUCUGUCCCUCAGGUCUCGACCCCUGACUCCACCCAGACGUACGAGACAGUGACUUCAGUAGGCAAUAACCAGCAGCCUUAUGAUGCAGCUAUGAUCCAGGCAUAUUACCAGCAGCAGCAGCAGCAGCAGCACCAGUUCUAUCCCCAUGGAUACAACUAGGUGAUAAAACACUAUUUCAGCUUUUGCACAGUCAUUGGUGGAUCCAGGAUUUUAAAAAAAGAGGUGCUCCAAACCAACAACCAAAUCAACAUGUUAGGAAAUGCACAUACAAAAUGUCUUCAGAUGUUAAAAAAAAGAGGGUGCCACCCCAGAACCCCUCCCUCUGGAUCUGCCACUGAAAGUGGAAAGUUGUCUCCCCUUUUUACUGGACCCCGUUCCACAUAGUGAUAUUAAUCGUCAUCGUUUUAGGGCAGUCGAAUUUUGUAGACAUAUUCAGGGUUUUUACGCAAUACACAGAUAUUAGUCCUGUAUGCUAAAAAAGAAUGGACUCGAAAAAAAUAUUUACUGGGUCCCAAGGGACGCGCAAUAAUAUUUAUUGUACCUACAGAGUAUUGAGAGCAGUUAUGGUAGUCUGUUAUUUUAUCCAGCAAAUAUGACCACUGUCUACAUGAUCAUUGAUUCAUUCCAGGCUCAUAAGUAGUUAUCUAAACGUACAGUACACUAAACCGUUUCAUUACUUUACUGGACCCUCAAACUGCCUGCAAGGUCCCUUAGAUUUCUAAUUGGGGGCUUCCUAGGCCCCUACUUCACAUGUCUAGGUAAAACCCUGCGGUGUUAGUGCUACGAGGUGUUAGUGCUAAGAUUGCUUUGUGGAUUAGAACCCAGGGCUGUAAUGAUUUACUGAAGCAUUCAUAUCUGUGCAUAGAAAAACAUUGUGAUGUGAGGUCAUGUUCUGGUAUGGUACGAUGCAUAGAUAUUAAAUAAGAAUAAUAUUACAUUGUUACAAAAUGAAUUGUAAAAGUAAUAUUUACUGAUACAAGAUCCCGGGUAGAAUAGGUCUUCAGGAACCCAUCCGACUAUUCUUGUCAUAAGAGGCGACU
Molecule: messenger RNA, 4632 nt
Organism: Haliotis rufescens (red abalone)
Lineage: Eukaryota; Metazoa; Mollusca; Gastropoda; Lepetellida; Haliotidae
Product: myoneurin-like
Exons: 4
Coding region: 134-3751 (1205 amino acids)
Biological process (GO): regulation of transcription by RNA polymerase II
Cellular component (GO): nucleus
Molecular function (GO): DNA-binding transcription factor activity, RNA polymerase II-specific; RNA polymerase II cis-regulatory region sequence-specific DNA binding; protein binding
Source: RefSeq, a predicted model, not a curated record